This is a messenger RNA of Mauremys reevesii (Reeves's turtle), 4930 nucleotides long. RefSeq names its product SEC23 interacting protein (gene SEC23IP). Gene Ontology annotation, cellular component: COPII-coated ER to Golgi transport vesicle. Lineage: Eukaryota; Metazoa; Chordata; Testudines; Geoemydidae. The record is from RefSeq and is a predicted model, not a curated record. The transcript is spliced from 19 exons. Gene Ontology annotation, biological process: endoplasmic reticulum to Golgi vesicle-mediated transport. Gene Ontology annotation, molecular function: metal ion binding; protein binding. Bases 21 to 3302 code for a protein of 1093 amino acids.
CAGCCCUGCCGCUCCCGGAGAUGGGGCCCUGCGCCCCGCCGCAGCCACGCGCUCGCCCGCUCCCGGAGAUGGGUCCCGAACUUCCUGCCCAGGCUGCCUCCCGCGGCGGCAAUGGCGGCGGCCCGGCCGGCCCCUCCCCUCUCACCCUGACGCUGCGGCGUGAGGUGCGGGCGGGUCCCGGCGCCGCCAUUUUGGAGCCGGGCAGCGCUAAGGGCGGAGAGGGCCGUGUUGGCUGCUCCCGCUGCUCCGGGAGGAGACGUGGAAGAGCCGCAGCUAUGGCCGCCGCGAAACCGCCCGGGCCUGGUUCCGCUAGCGGCACCAACCUGCUCUUCUCCUCCUCGGCUACCGAGUUCAAUUUCACUGUGCCCUUCAUCCCGGUCAGCCAGGCCCCCGCUGCGCCCCCGGGGCCCGCUCUCCUCGGCGCAGAUGAUUCCACAGACGUUGGAGAAGAAGACAGCUUCUUGGGUCAGACUUCUGCUACUCCUAAUCCACCACAGACUUUUAGCUAUUUCUCCCAGGUACCUACUAGCAAUGAUCCAUUUGGAAGCAUAGGACAGCCACCCUUAACAGCAGUGACACCACCUGUUGGGCCAUCAGGCUUCUCCAAGGCUCUAACUUCUCUCCCACUCUUGCCUGGAUCACAGGAGGGGCAGAAUGCUUUUUCGGCAAGUGUUCCGAAGUCACAGUCAUCUUUUAGUGUACCACCUACUUCCCUGGUGGGAAUCAGUGCUUACCAGACUCCUCCAGAGAGUUGUCCCCCACUUGGAAACUUUUCUACUCCACCUCAUGGAACAUCGCAGCAAGGAUAUAACCCAUAUCGCCAUACCACCUUAAGCAGUAGAGCUAAUCCUUACAUAACUCCACCGCAGCUGCAGCAGAGUCAGACACCAAGCCAGCUUGGUCAGACACCACCCUCUGUACCACCUAUCCACAUGUAUCCGACCCCUCCAGGAUCAUUGUCACCGUUUCCUCAUUCACAGCCGGCACUACCAUCACCAUCACAACCACUGCAAACUUCCAGACCAGCAGGUCCACUGGUGCAGGCGCCACCUGUUUUGCUACAGAACCAGUAUGAACCAGUUCAGCCUCACUGGUUUUACUGCAAGGAGGUGGAAUACAAGCAAAUAUGGAUGCCAUUCAGCAUUCUAGAUUCUGUAACACUAGAAGAAGUUUAUAACUCUGUCCAACCUGAUCCUGAGAGCGUGGUUUUGAGCACUGAUGGGGGGCGCUAUGAUGUUUACCUGUAUGACAGACUAAGAAAAGCUGUAUAUUGGGAAGAAGAGCCAUCUGAAGUCAGACGAUGUACAUGGUUUUAUAAGGGAGACAAAGAUAGCAGGUUUAUUCCUUAUACUGAGGAUUUCAGUGAGAAGCUAGAGGCAGAAUAUAAAAAAGCUGUAACUACGAAUCAGUGGCACCGGCGACUUGAAUUUCCAAAUGGGGAAACAAUUGUUAUGCAUAAUCCUAAGGUUAUAGUUCAGUUCCAACCUUCUGCAGUACCAGAUGAAUGGGGGACCACACAAGAUGGUCAGACAAGGCCAAGGGUGGUAAAGCGUGGCAUUGAUGAUGAUCAUGAUGAAAUUCCUGAUGGGGAGAUGUCUCAAAUAGACCAUUUAGUAUUCAUGGUUCAUGGCAUAGGUCCUGUGUGUGAUUUACGAUUUAGAAGCAUUGUUGAAUGUGUUGAUGAUUUUAGGACCGUGUCUCUGAAACUGUUGCAGACUCAUUUUAAGAAGUCUUUAGAGGAACUUAAAGUGAGCAGAGUUGAAUUCCUACCGGUUCACUGGCAUAGCUCUCUACAUGGGGAUGCGACAGGUGUAGACAGGAAUAUUAAAAAAAUCACUUUGCCAAGCAUUGGACGUCUGCGGCACUUCACCAAUGAGACCUUGCUUGAUAUACUGUUUUACAACAGCCCAACCUACUGUCAGACCAUUGUGGAUAAAGUAGGCCUGGAAAUGAACCGCCUACAUGCACUUUUCAUGAGUCGCAACCCAGACUUUAAAGGAGGAGUCUCUGUUGCUGGGCACAGUUUAGGUGCCUUAAUUUUAUUUGACAUAUUGUCCAACCAGAAAGACUUGACUUCAUCAGGAAACUCUGGACCUCCCACUGCUGCUAAUGGGCUUGUGAAUGAUUCGGUUGUUCGUGACAAGCAGGUGACAGAGAAUACCAACUCCUUGGCGCCCAUGAUUACUCCUUCUGGUGAGGAGCCCUGUGACCCUGAUGUAGAGGAUGAAGUUCCAACCUUACAAAAGGCUCUGGAAAUGCUCAGUGUCUCAGAAUAUAUCGACACAUUUGAAAAGGAGAGAAUUGAUAUGGAAUCUCUGCUGAUGUGUACAGUUGAUGACCUGAAGGAAAUGGGUAUACCUCUUGGACCAAGAAAGAAAAUUGCCAGCUUUGUAAAAGACAGAGCAGCCAAACAGGAAAAGAAAAAAGCAUUAGCAGAAAAAAAAGCAGUGCAAACUCAGGAAGCUGCACAGAAAGCAAAAGAAGCAGUUACUUCUGUGGCCACUUCAGAAUCUGAUAGCCUGCAUGAGCGGUCAAAGAGAAAACUUCCUGUUGGUGCCUUGGUUUCUUCUGUGAAUGUUGACUAUGAAUAUUUUGAAGUUGGUACUGGCCAGGUUUCUGUGGCUUACAGUGUGCUAGACUUCGAACCAGAGAAUUUCUUUGCCCUGGGUUCUCCAAUUGGUGUGUUUCUUUCUGUACGAGGAGUGGAGAAGAUUGAUGAGAACUAUAGACUUCCUACCUGCAAAGGAUUCUUCAAUAUUUAUCAUCCACUUGACCCAGUGGCUUAUAGGGUAGAACCUAUGAUUAUUCCAGACUUGGACAUAAAACCAGUUCUCAUUCCACACCACAAAGGCAGAAAAAGACUUCAUCUCGAGUUGAAAGAUUCUCUCUCUCGUAUGGGAUCAGAUCUAAAACAGGGUUUUAUCAGCUCUUUGAAGAGUGCUUGGCAGACUCUUAAUGAAUUUGCACGUGCUCACACCUCUUCAACUCAGCUACAAGCAGAACUGGAGAAGGUAGCUAAUCAAAUUAAAGAGGAAGAAGAAAAACAAGUGGUAGAAGCUGAAAAGACUGCCGAGAGUCCAGAUCUUUCAAAGGAUGAGGAUUUCUUAGUAAAGGUCGGGAUGCUAAAUGGAGGACGUCGUAUUGACUAUGUUCUACAGGAAAAACCAAUAGAAAGUUUCAAUGAAUACCUUUUUGCUCUACAGAGUCACUUGUGUUAUUGGGAAUCUGAAGACACAGCUUUGCUACUUCUCAAAGAAAUAUAUAGGACUAUGAAUAUCAGUCCGGAACAGCCGCAACACUGAUGUGGAGAUACCUGAAUUUCAUAUCUAAUGUUCCAACAGGCUUGCUGACAACACAUUUUGAGGAACCUCCAGUAUUUCUCUAGUCACACAUGACAAGAAUCUGAAUUACAACAGCAUUUUUUUCUUCAGUCCAGAGCUCUUUGAUUUAGAUAAUGCCUUCUUGUUUCACUCAAGAUUGUUUCAUGGUUUUAAAAUUAUCAGCACCACAGUUUGGGAAGCAUAAUUGGAAUGACACCAUUUAACCUUCUUACUGAAAUUUAGUUGUACUGUUGCCAAGCUUUGACCAAUGAAGAAAUAUUCGUGGCAUGCAAAUUAUUAUUUUUCUUCUCGAGCUACCUUGUCUGUUAGGUGUCAAACAUGUAUUUUCUAUGAAGGCAGUAUGUUCUUUAUUAAAGAAAGGACUUGUUGAGACACAGCAAUAAUCUGCUUUUUUUAAAAAAAUGCGUUUCCACUUUUAAAAACAAAAUGUGAAUUUUAGUUAUAAGCUGCUUUACAUCAAGCCUUUUGUAUUUGCUAAAACCAGCAGCCAGAAUGACUUUCUUACUACUGUGAGUUCAGUGCUGAGAUUUUAUAAAAGCUUUUUAACCCUCUGACUUCUUUGCAUUGGAGAUAAAAUGAUCUUUUGUUAUAGAAAACAUAGAGAUUUGUUACAGCUAGUUCAGCAUUCACAUCUCUUGGAAUGUAACUGAUGUAGCGAACAAAGAGGGAUGAGUUAAACAACAUUUCAUUUUGGUAAUUAACUGUUCAUGUAGCCUGGUGGCUGCUCUACCUGAGAGCUAAAAUCAUGACAUUGACCUCGGAAAAUUAAGUUCUCUCACUCAGGUGGUAUGUGAAUGUAGAGCCUCUUUCAAACUUAUUGGAGUUAAAUGUAACAGCCAGUGCCAAGAUCUGUGAUCCAUAUUCUGUUUUCAUCUAGUGAAAUCAGUGGAGUUGUAUGGGGUGAGGUCUUCUGGAUUAGUGUCUCUGAACGCUGGGCUUCUGUAGCUUUCUUCUGGCAGCAUCUUUAAUGCAAUUACCUAACCUAUAGUGCUGACAAUAUUUGCUUCUGUUACUGCAGUAAGGACAUUUAGCUAAUGUUUACAUACUAAGUUCUUAUGGAACACAGUGACUUUUUUGAGUAUAUGUAAAAUACACAUUUUUGUGUGUAUAUUUUGGUUAAUUAAAAGAUACUGUAAUACCAAUGAAUCUUUACUGCAAGCUUUUGUACUUAUCUCAACAGUGAAUGUUUCCUUCUUUCACUUAAUGAGAAGGAUCUUGUAUGCUUUUGGUGUCACUUCUCCCAUUCUGAAUAUUCAGGAUUACACUUAGUACAAUAGUUUCCCUUCAAUUUUUUUUGUUAAGGUAGAAUAAAUUUUGUCGAGCUAUGUCAGAUGGACCGAUCUCUUGGCUGAUGGCACAAUGAGUGGAAAAGCCCAAGCCCUUCAGUAAAUCCUGUAUUAAAGAUAAGUUUCCCAACAGAUUUCAGACCCCUAUAAUUGGUAUUCAGAUCAUGUAGCCUAUAGUGCUGGAUAAAAUACCAAAGAAUGAAAGAUGUAUCGGUUUUCAAGAAUCUACAACAAUGAUGAAUGUGUACAUUGUGUUGAAGUGAGUACAUAAAGGCAAACUAAAUAAAUUUAAUGAAAAAAAUG